CCAAGAAGAAUUUUGAAAAGAUGACUGAAAUUUACAGAACAAUUUCCACCGGACGAGGAGACGACGUUUCGCCGACUAAAUGCCGUGAGCGUCGUCGUCGGAGAAUCCAGAUGCGGAGACAAGCGGCGGUUUUCGGCGAUCCUAGUUCGUCUAGGAAUCGUGAUCGGACGGACAUGGAAGUUUACUCACGUUUUGACGUUCCAUUGAGGAAACAAGCUCGGAGAUCAGAGAUCGGUGGUCUUCCCGCGGAUAUCGGAGGUUUCAUAGCACCUCCGACAUCUUCUUGCCAGAUAUCGGAAGCGCCGGUGUGGAAGGGAGAGCAAACGGAGGUUGAGCCGUUGUACGGAAUAGUUUCGGUUAUGGGAAGAUCUCGUAAUAUGGAGGAUUCGGUUACUGUUAAACCAAAUUUGUGUAAACCGGAGGUUAAUCGGAAAAGACCGGUUCAUUUCUUCGGUGUAUACGAUGGCCACGGCGGUUCUCAGGUGUCAACAUUGUGCAGCACGACGAUGCACACGUUAGUCAAGGAGGAACUAGAGCAAAAGCUCGAAGAGGAAGGAGGAGGAAGCGAAAACGACGUCGUGGAGAAGAAAUGGCGGGGAGUGAUGAACCGGAGUUUCAAGAGGAUGGAUGAGAUGGCAACGAGCACAUGUGUGUGUGGGACUAGUGUGCCGUUGUGUAACUGCGAUCCGAGGGAGGCUGCGAUUUCGGGUUCAACGGCAGUUGUGGCGGUUUUGACGCAAGAUCAUAUAGUAGUAGCCAACACUGGUGACUCACGUGCCGUGUUGUGUCGAAGCGGAAUGGCUAUUCCUCUUAGUAAUGAUCACAAGCCGGAUAGACCAGAUGAGCGUGCGAGGAUCGAAGCAGCUGGUGGUCGAGUUUUAGUAGUGGAUGGAGCUAGAGUUGAAGGAAUUCUAGCCACGUCGAGAGCCAUAGGGGACAGGUAUCUGAAACCAAUGGUAGCAUGGGAACCAGAAGUAACAUUCAUGAGAAGGGAAGCUGGAGAUGACUGCUUAGUAUUAGCAAGCGAUGGGCUUUGGGAUGUGCUCUCGAGUCAGCUAGCUUGUGACAUAGCUAGGUUUUGUCUCCGCGAAGAAACUCCCUCGAGCCUUGAUUUAAACAGAAUGGCUCAAGAAGACGACAAUGACGGAGAACAGAACCCUUCAAGGAGUGUAUUGGCUGCAACGUUGCUUACUCGGUUGGCUUUGGGUAGACAAAGCAGUGACAAUAUAAGACGAGCUUUGGAAGAACUCAGAAGUUCUUUAUACAAUGAACUUAAAACAUCAGAAAAUGCUAAACGGCAACAACAGAGAUUUUGUGGCCCUGUUGUUGCAAUGUCCUUCAAUUUCAUUGUUGCUGUUGGAAUCAUCCUCGCCAAUAAAUUAGUGAUGGGAAGAGUUGGAUUCAAUUUUCCAAUCUUUUUAACAUUGAUUCACUAUACUGUUGCUUGGAUUCUUCUAGCUUUCUUCAAGUCUCUCUCUUUGCUUCCGAUGUCUCCUCCUUCAAAGACUACACCUUUCUCAUCUCUCUUCUCUCUUGGAGCUGUCAUGGCCUUUGCUUCGGGGCUCGCUAAUACCAGUCUCAAACACAACAGCGUUGGAUUCUAUCAAAUGGCUAAGAUCGCAGUGACACCAACGAUUGUUCUGAUGCGUCUUAGAAUCAGAAAAGAUUACAAUGAAACAAACGUGGAGACUGUGCUCCUACAAGACAGGAAAUGGGAAAGUGGUGAGAUUGGUUUCCUCACAACAAGGAAGACUCAGUCUCAUUAUUAACUGAAACAAAUGCAGAAGCAAAUACUCAAACCAGACACUUCCUACGACAUGUACUUUCUGUUUGGGAAUUUGGUUCGGUUUGAAGUGCGCCGGUUUGGUCCAAUACUCUCAUCAACCGGUUCUCUGUCUCACGAAUAAGUUAGAAUGAAUGUGUACCACAAACUUUAUUCUUUGUAUGUUUUGCAAUUGCUAUAAAUAAUGGAAUCGUCU
Messenger RNA from Arabidopsis arenosa, 1979 nucleotides. The record is from the annotation of a GenBank genome assembly. NCBI's taxonomy places the organism in Eukaryota, Viridiplantae, Streptophyta, Magnoliopsida, Brassicales, Brassicaceae.